GAAGAUGCUUUUGAUACACCCAGCCCAUGUUUGAAAACUGGAGGGUUUGAGGGCAGAAAAGGAUCCAGCUGCUUUUAUUCCAUGGUUUUUUCCCAGGUGGAGCUCACUGGAAACAGCAUUUAUGAGUACAUCCACCCCUCGGAUCACGAUGAGAUGACUGCUGUCCUCACUGCCCACCAGCCUCUUCACCCUCACCUCCUGCAAGAAUAUGAAAUCGAGAGAUCCUUCUUCCUGAGGAUGAAGUGCGUCCUGGCCAAGAGGAACGCAGGCCUGACCUGCAGUGGCUACAAGGUGAUCCACUGCAGUGGCUACUUGAAGAUCCGCCAGUACAUGCUGGAUAUGUCCCUGUACGACUCCUGUUACCAAAUCGUGGGGCUGGUGGCCGUGGGGCAAUCUUUGCCUCCCAGUGCAAUCACUGAGAUCAAGCUCCACAGCAACAUGUUUAUGUUCAGAGCCAGCUUGGAUUUAAAACUGAUUUUCCUCGAUUCCAGGGUCACGGAAUUAACUGGAUAUGAACCCCAGGAUCUGAUAGAAAAAACCCUCUACCACCACGUCCACGGCUGUGACGUUUUCCACCUGCGAUACGCUCACCACCUGUUGCUGGUGAAAGGCCAAGUGACCACCAAGUACUACCGGCUGCUGUCCAAGCAGGGAGGCUGGGUGUGGGUGCAGAGCUACGCCACCAUCGUGCACAACAGCCGUUCGUCACGGCCUCACUGCAUAGUGAGUGUCAAUUAUGUCCUUACAGAUAUUGAGUACAAGGAACUUCAGUUGUCACUGGACCAGGUUACCAUUUCCAAGUCACAGUUUUCAUGCAGAAACUCAGUACCUACCUCGCAGGAAACAAGGAAAAUAGUAAAACCCAAAAGUAAUAAAAUGAAGGCAAAACUCAGAACAACACCGUACCCGCCACAGCAAUACAGCUCGUUCCAAGCAGACAAACUGGAGUGCAGCCAGGCGGGGAGCUGGCGCUCCAGCCCCGCCGCCAGCGCCGCCGCCCUUCAGGAACAGACCUUCCAUUCAGAGAGCAGCGAGCUCCUGUACGCCCCUCCCUACAGCCUGCCCUUCUCCUACCACUAUGGACACUUCCCUGUGGAUUCCCACGUCUUCAGUGGCAAGAAGCAAAUGCUGCCUGCAAAAUUCGGGCAGGCCCAAGGGGCGCCCUGCGAGGUGGCGCGGUUCUUCCUGGGCGCGCUGCAGACCAACGGCGAGUGCCAGUGGCACUGCGCCAACUCCCUGGUCCCCAGCGGCCAGUCACCCUCCAAAAACCUUCCUGAGCAGCCAGUGAACAUCAUCAGGCACAACCUUGCACAGAGCUAUGAAGUGCCACUGUCCAACAGGAGGUACAACCAGGACGCUCUGGCCGAGCCCUUCCCGAGCUGCACGGCGCCGGUGCCGGGCCGCUACAAGGAGGAGCUCUACGACUCUGCCAUCAUGAAACCCAACAAAGCCGAGGCCAGGAUCCAGCCCCCCGCCCACCUCAUCAAAGAGGAAAGCAAGCUGCCUUUCCCCAGAGACCUGCCGGAAAAAAUGGCCAUCAGCGAGGGCUCCUUCUCCAGCUCCUUGCUGCCCAAAGCCGAGUGCUGCCAGGCCAAAGCCGUGGGACAGCUGAGCCACCUGCUGCCCGUGCCCUCGGUCUACGAGCAGAGCAGGAGGAUUUGUGUCAAAGACCCCAAAUUUGGGCACAUCAGCCACCACCCAGGCAGCAUGGAGGAGCUGGACGAGAGGAUGAGCGCGAAGCUCGACCACGAGGCCGACGGCGAGCGGCUGAUGGACGUGAGACCCUCGGGCCAAGUCCCCUUCGUGCUCCUCAACUACCACCACGUGCUGGCCAAGCACGGAGCCUUCCCAACGUCCCCCUGCACGGCCACGGGACACGUGGCGGAAAAUUAUUCCUACAGCUCCGAGGAAGUCAACGCGUUUCUUUACAAAAACCAAAGCCCCUCCUCGGCUUCUUCUCCAGAAACCCACAAGGAAUCUGCACUACCCCAUUACAUUGGGACUUCUGUAAUUAUCGCCAACGGCAGGUGACGGUAGCACGGGAGGGUUUUGUGUUUAAUUAAGAAGCCAAACGGUAAUGAUUUGGUAAAAAGAGGAAAAAAAAAACAAAAAAACCCAAAAAAAGCAUGAGGAAACGCAGUGACAUUUACUGAGCAAAGCUGGAGGGCGGUGAGGGACGAACUGGUGAGUUCCACAAGUCCCAGUGGCCAGGAAAAUCUCCUCCAUCCCCUGCCGUGCUUCGGUGUCCCCGACACAGCUCUGGUGCCAGGGAGAAGCCAAGUUCCAGAUCUUAUUUUUGUUAUUUUAUAGUGUGCAGCAGAAGGAAAUGAGAGGUGUUAUAUGCAGAGGUUUAUAUGAAGAACAUUUUUUUUUUUUUCUCCUUGACCCCUCCUUAAAAUAAACUCAAGAUUUUUGGUUUUUUUAAUCAUUAUCAGAAAAUAUGCAUUCUAGUUUAGGGUUUUUUUGACAAAUCGUGUGAAACCUCGCAUCAACUCUCCACCCAACCCCCUGACAAAUGGACUUGGUUGAGAGAGUGGUGAUUUUGAACAACCACAACACAGCUGUCCUACUCAAACAGAAAAAAAAUCUUAUUUAUUAAUUACCAGAAAGUUUUAAAACUAAAUAAAUCAACCCUAAAUUUGAUUUAUUUAGCAUAGAUUUCCGUGUUCGGAGAUUGUUGCCACCACCAUUUAUCUUGACAAGGGACAAUAUGACAAAUUAAUAGUUACAAAGACAGGUAUUACAGGGUUACAGGUCUUGUCAUGGCAAAUUGGGACAAAUUAUGGAGCAGGAACUAAUUCCCCACAAAUAAGAAAAGGAAACUCCUAAAUCCUGUGUUUCCCUGAGUAUUCUGGGGGAAGCCUGUGCAGAUUUUCAACCCAGCCAGUCACAAAUACAUCUUAAUAACAGCACCAGAAAUGUUUUCUUUAUAGUCAAGAGAAUAAUGAACAUUUCUGCCUUAUUCUGAACUUACCAGUAGAAUUGUGAGCUUUGAAAAUUCCAGCUCUUAACGCGCUGAACUUCCUCCAGCAUAAAUCCUGUUGUCAGCACAAAGGUAGGGCUGGAAUUCCCUGGUUGGAGCACUUCACAAAUCCCAACCAGCACAUUUGAAACACUCACAUUUGGCCCAGCCAGCCAGGAAUAGAUUUUCACCCCUUUAUUUUCAAUUCUUCGCAGAGGAUGGAUCUGUGUGAGUCCAGCUGACAACACCCAGCCCACGGUGGUUUUCAGCCCAAAAACUGUGAGUGGAUAAAACAACAAAAGGCUCCCUAAACAAUAAGUGUGGCUCUAGAUAUCACUCAGCUCCAUUUUUUACCCCAAUCCAAGCUUAAUUCAGAAUUUUUCAAACUUUCUCUCAUCAGACUCUAAAGAGAACUUCACUGAAAAACCUUGAGCACCCUGGGAUAGUGCAAAGUUCCCUGGAUGAGCUUUAAGGUUCCUUCCAACCCAAACCAUUCCAUAAUUAUUUGAAGAAAAUUCUUAUCUGGUUUGUGUAACAUGGGAAAAACACUUGCUCAUGGAUUGCACCGUGUCAGAAAAAUCAUAAUGCAAUACUCAGUCCUAAAAUUUCCAUGUUCUCCAUCUUUUUUAUGCAGCAAUAAUUCAUCCCUGAAUGGUCUGGGUUAGGAAGGACCUUAAAGCUCAUCCAGCAGUUCCAAGGCCCUGAAAUGGGCAGGGAAUUUUCCAUUAGAAUACAGUAAUAAAGUUAUUUCUUUCUGUGUGUGAAUAUUUACUGCUGUGAGUACACAAAAAUACUUCAAAAGCAAAGGCUAGAAAACAAUUUUCAGUAUAUUUUUUCAUUGCUUCCUGUUAAAGUUUAACAGAGAAACCUUUAUUAUCAAAUUAAUAUUCACUUGAAAAACGAACUUGAACCGAACGCUCUCAGCUGUUGUUUGAAAUUGCAUGAAAAAUAAAUUUGGUGCUAAACAGAACCAAAAAAAGCCAAAUCAGUGAUUACAAAAAAACCAAAACAGAACCCAAGCAGCACAGUCACUCCCUGUGCAACCUCAGCUUGUUCAGUGCUGGAGAAGCUGGCAAGGCUCCAGAAAAGCUGUAAAUGUGGAUUUUCAUCAUGCUGACCCCAUCAAUCAAAGCCAGGAGACACCAGUGGCUUUCCCAGUGCUUCAGAGCCCUGCUCCUCAUAAACGACCCCAACCCCUGAAAAGAUAAUUACGCUGAGACUCCUGGGUUAAUUU
This is a messenger RNA of Lonchura striata (white-rumped munia), 4196 nucleotides long. Lineage: Eukaryota; Metazoa; Chordata; Aves; Passeriformes; Estrildidae. The record is from RefSeq and is a predicted model, not a curated record.